UGUGGAAGCAUAAGUGAUUAGAUUCUGUAAUAAUUCACCAACAACUAAGGGCAGUUGGCCGUAGUUUGUUCUUUUAAAAUCUUUUACAUGUCACUCGUUAGCUUCGGCAGGUAAGCAAAGCCGCUCUCUUCCGGUCUGUCUCUCCUCCCUGUCUCUAGGCCUAUUAUUUCAGUACUACAUUGUCCGUGAUCUAUAAAAGUUCAAUUUUUUUUAUGCUUUCCCUCUGCCCAUUUAAGCAACUACCCAAUCGGUGAAUUUGGUUUUUCUUCUCGAUUUUGAGCCAGCAUUUGGUGCCAAGAGGGCCUAAUAAUAAAAUACGCAAUUCAGGUUCCGCUGCCAAAACGCUGCCCCUAUUUCAGUUCUUGCACAGUCCAAGUUAAAACUUGGUGCUUUUUGUUCUUCUUCAGGUACCCAUCUGAGAAAAACCUCAAAAGGGUUUCAGCAACUCCCAUCUCUUGGUUCUUGGGGUUGUUGGGCCUUUAUUUCGAAAGUCGAAGAAUUGGUUCUUAGUUCAUUGGAACAUCACUGGGCACUACUUCAUUCCAUAUUCAUUGCUUCAAGUUUAAAGUGAUCAUUGUCAGUCAAGUCUUGCUUGAAAAAAUCCAAGCUUUCUUAAAUCAAUCAUAUUGGUGUCUGAUUGAGUGGAGGACAUGAAAAAUUCAGUUCUCCCAAUUCCCACAAACAAAAGAGGAAAAGGGAAUCUGCUUUAUUUCUGCUAGUCUGGUGAGCUGUUAACUAGCUGAUUCCAUCGUUUGUCUAAGUCUACUUUAUACUCUGAAAGGUUCACUUUCCUGUCUGUGGCAAGCAUUUUCCUUAGCGUUGGAGUAGGCUCGAUCCUAGGGUUUUCGAAAGAAAGAGGAUGCUGCAAUAGGACGCUUCUUUUGCUUUACACUCGAUAAGUUCUCUAAAGCUGCCAAGGUUACUUGUUCCUUGUUCAGUCCUACAAGAUAUCACCAGUCAAUUUUAGUCAAACCCACUUUACCUUCUGUUUUUUAUAGUUUCUUCUGUUUCAUCUCUAUCUAUAGUCCUGGUCUGAAUCAACUGUUUGGUCGGGGUUUCGUUUGCUUAGGAGAAAAGUGAGUUUCCUUGGUUCUGUUGGCCUACUUUUGAAUUUAGGAGAUGGAUGGUCAUGAAAAUGAGGAUGUGGGAUUUCAACAUGGAGGUGAGGAUAACCUGCAUUGUCCAUCUUUAGGAAUGAGCACAAACCCACUGCCUGAAAAGAUUUCAGGAAUGAUUAUGAGUUCUGUCUCCAUGUAUAAACCUUCAAAUGGAGCUGACCCUUUCUUUAGUUCUGGUUGGGAUCCACUUGCUUCCUUGAGUCAAAACGAGAAUUUUGGAGGUUCUUCCACGGUUUCUCACAGUGAAUUUGCCAAUCCACCUUACCCUAUUGCACUAGAAAAUCAGGGAACUAGUAGCACAUGCCAACUGGUACGAUACCCAUCCAAUUCCAGCUUUGUCGAACUAGUGCAGAAGCUUCCGUGCUUUGGAAGUGGGAGCUUCUCAGAAAUGGCUAAUUCCUUUGGCCUUCCCGACUGUGGCCAGAUUGCUAAUUCUGGGUGCCCUCAGAAUUAUGCAUCACUCAAAGAGAGUGGCACUGGAAUAACUUCAACAAAUGGUGUACUGUCUCGAGAUGAUCCCCAAAUUUCAUGUGAGGGUGCUAUAGGCUCUUCACCUGAUGCAAAGAAAAGGAAACGAGCGUCUGAUUCCAAGAAUUCACCCGUCACGCAUCAGAAUGCCGAGGGGGAACUACAGAAGGAUCUUUCUCGGGAGAGUUCUGAUGUUCUAAAAGAACCUGAUGAGAAGAAACCAAAAAUUGAACACAGCAAAGGUUCAAAUUUGCGUGGUAAACAAACGGGUAAACAAGCUAAAGAUACUUCCAGUGGAGAUGCUUCUAGAGAAAAUUACAUCCAUGUAAGAGCCCGAAGGGGCCAGGCCACAAACAGUCAUAGCCUUGCAGAAAGGGUGAGAAGAGAAAAGAUUAGUGAGCGGAUGAGAUUGCUUCAAGAACUAGUUCCUGGGUGCAAUAAGAUCACUGGGAAGGCGGUAAUGCUUGACGAGAUUAUAAACUACGUGCAGUCGCUGCAACAGCAAGUUGAGUUUCUGUCAAUGAAACUUGCCACUGUCAAUCCAGAACUGAACAUUGAUAUAGAACAGAUUCUGUCAAAAGAUAUAAUUAAUUCACGGGGUGGCGUUGGAGCUAUUCUAGGAUUUGCUCCGGGAAUGAGCUCCUCUCACGGUUAUCCACGUGGAAUUUUUCAAGGGACCUUCCCAAGUAUCCCCAGUACAACUCCAAAAUAUCCCUUGCUGCCCCAGACUGUCUUAGACAAUGAGCUCCAGAAUCUUUUCCAAGCGGGAUUUAAUUCUUGUCCAGCAGUUGACAAUUUGGGAUCAAAUGGGAACUUGAAACCCGAAUUUCAAUGAUAGGAAGAAGAGAGAAGUGUGUGAUUUUUCCUGCUAACAAAGAAUAUAAAAUAUAUCAAGUUGGCUGCACAUUUUAACUGGAUUACAAAGGGAAUGAAUCAUCUGUUGUAUAGGCUGUCAUUUCCCGACUGUUUGUUCUUCUAAGUUUUAGCAGAAGAUUAUGUGACCUGUUAGAAUUAGAAACCAUGUAUAUUCAGACAAAAAGGCGAGUCUUUGAUUGGUGGAAAUUAUUGUUAUGAAUUGUUACUGUAGAUUAGAGGGAUCAUGUGUGAAACUUUGUGAGAGUUUUGGGGAAACCCUGGAAGAAUUUAAUUUUUUUGUUUGAAUAAGAGGGAAGAAACUCCAUUUUUAUU
Messenger RNA from Juglans microcarpa x Juglans regia, 2774 nucleotides. Its product is annotated as transcription factor bHLH74-like. The transcript is spliced from 9 exons. Gene Ontology annotation, cellular component: nucleus. The coding region runs from base 1120 to 2421 and encodes 433 amino acids. The record is from RefSeq and is a predicted model, not a curated record. Lineage: Eukaryota; Viridiplantae; Streptophyta; Magnoliopsida; Fagales; Juglandaceae. Gene Ontology annotation, molecular function: DNA-binding transcription factor activity; protein dimerization activity. Gene Ontology annotation, biological process: regulation of DNA-templated transcription.